Molecule: messenger RNA, 1869 nt
Organism: Diversispora eburnea
Lineage: Eukaryota; Fungi; Glomeromycota; Glomeromycetes; Diversisporales; Diversisporaceae
Source: the annotation of a GenBank genome assembly
AUGGAAGAAAAAAAUAAAAGAAGUUUCAAACCAGUAUUAAAAACAACAAAAACAUCCAUUCCUUUUGACGCGUCUUCAUCAUCCACUAUCCCUGAACAACCUCUUAUCGAAAUACGAUCUAUACCAAAAACAAUUAACGUAUCAACUCAAAAGCGUCAAAAAAUUCAAAAAGUGUUAGAUGGUCAAGUGAAAAAGAUUACUUCCCCACGUAAAAAGAAGAUUGUUUCCGAUAUCUCUAUUCCAAUAAUCGAAUCUGGAGAAUCUAAUCCAUCGGAAGUUACAACACUGCAGGCAGAGAGUAGUAUUGUUGUUACACAACCAUCAUGUUUGGUAAAUUCAUUAUCGUUGAAAGGUAACGUUGACAAUGGUCAGUCUUCGACUUCUGUUGCACAAGAGUCGACCAUCACUGCUUCUUUGCCUCCGGAAAAAACUUCAAAAAAACGAAAGAAUAAAGUAGCAGCUUUAACUGAUAACGUAAAUAAUGGUGGUGAAGUAGAAAGUAAAUCUAGAAGGACAAGGAAACCCAAAGAACCUAAAGAUCCUAAUGCUCCAAAGAAACCUGCGAAUUCUUAUUUAUUCUUUUCAAUGAUAAAAAGGAAUGAGAUAAAGGAUAAAAAUCCAGAUGUGGACGCAAAAAAGAUUGUUGCUUUGAUAGGAGAAGCUUGGAGAAAAUUAUCCGAAGAUGAAAAAAAACCAUAUAAGGAAAUGGUCGAAACAGCAAAGAAAAAAUAUGAGGAAGAUCUAAAAGUUUAUAAUGCUUCCAUUAAUAAAAAUCCGUUUGUGGAUAACACAAAUAAUAAAAAUAAAAAUCAAGCAAGCACAUCGCGUGAUCAGAAAGAAUUAAGUCAAUCUUUAGUACCUACGCACAAUUUGAUUGAACCUAUUGAACCUAGCAUCACGUUAUGCAAUCAACAAAAUGAUCUUUUACAAAUAUCUUCUUCCCAAGUUUUAUCUUUAGUCGGUGGUGUUUCUCUUUUAGAUUUUCAAUACCAAAAUAUGGAAAUUUUUGAUGAUUAUUUUAUUCAAUAUCUCAAUCCAAAUAUCCACAUUUCGACCACAAUAUUACCAUCAUUUGAAAAAAAUAUUCGAGAAUAUUCAGAUAAUCAAAAUAUUUUUCGGAAUUUUUCAAUGACGCAAGGUGAACAACAAAUUCAAAAUGUUAGACAAGAUUUAUUACAUUGUCAACCUUAUGAACCUCCUACUAUCGUACAACCAGAUCGAAACACAAAUCUCUUCUUAUUCUCAACUGGAGAGAGAACGCUAGAACUUAAUAGAGAAACGAUACUUUCUAAUGCAAUACCUCAUUAUGAUUCAAAUUCUUUUAAUGCAUCAAUCGUUCAUCAAACUUCUACCGAAAAUUCAUUGCUUUGUCAAUCAUUUAAACCCAUAUUAGAAAACAAGACCGAAAAGAAUCAUGAAUCUAUUAGUGAUGGUCAAAAUGUGAAUAAUAGUUCCCCAGUCAUUAUUCAUAGUCAAGAACGUGAUUCAGUCAACCUUCUUUUUCAAGCGUUUGAACCACCACCACCACCUCCUAAUAUCAAUAAUAAAACAGCCGAAAAUAGUUCUGAUUCUUGGUAUCAAAAUAGUCAUCGAAUUCAAUAUUUAAUGGCGUCUCCAACUUCUGCACAUCAAUACACAAGGGACGCAGCGAUAUUUCAAGGAUAUCAAGAAAUGUCAAACGCACCACAUCAUCAAAAUCAAAUGGCCCAAGAAAUGACUACUCAUCAACAAACGACGCAUGAAAUCAUCGAUUCAAACAUAACGAAAUCAAACUUUUCCCAAUAUCUGCAUCAACAAGAUGCAUCGCAAGGGGAAGAAUUAUCCAUCAUGAGUAAUCCACAAUUGAUGAAUAAUUUUUACACUUCAUAA